CCGAUCCCAUACGCAACGCCCCACAGUAAUAUGCUCCAACCAAUUGGCCAUAAACUACAAAUUUCAUAAAUAGCAAAUAGGAGAGAGAAUACAGAAAAAGAAAAGAAAAGAAAAGAAAAGAAAAACCAUUAACCCAGCACCAGUAUUUCCCACAAAACAACCCUUUUUGAGUGCUCUCUCUCUCUCUACCCAUUUCUGCUCCUUACUUUCUUCUCUAUCAUCUGUACCGUACUCAUCUUCUUCUUCUUCUUCUUCUUCUUCUUCAUUCUCAUCAGAAUUGUAGAGUUGAGAAAUGGAGUGCAUUGAAGCAAGAGCACUGAAGUCAAGUUUCCUCUCAGAAUCAUCCAUGAAACCAACCCAGCAAGCUUUCAUCGAUGAAUUUCUGUCUGUGAAUGGAAUUAACGGCGUUUCGUGCGACGAUUUUUCCGUUGAUGUUUUUCUCGACCUCUCGAACGAAUAUUUCAAGGACGUGUUUGUUGAACAAGAAGAAUCAGAAGAAGACAAGGAUGAGAAAGAUGAGAAGGACUCUCUCUCCGUAUCUUCUCAGGACCGAGUCGAAGAUAAUAGUUACAGCUUAACAACUUUUUCAGGCACGGACGAACUAGCCGUUCCGGCCGAUGAUUUGGAGAACCUUGAAUGGUUGUCUCAAUUUGUGGACGAUUCUGUCUCAGAAUUGUCUCCUUUGUCUCCCGUCGGUAGUUUCAAUGAGCAAACCGGAAGCAAUUCGUUGAACCGGAGUGAACAAUCGAGUAGACCGGCGAUUCAGAGAACACCGGUUCUGUGUUUUCCGUCUCUGGUUCCUGCAAAAGCCAGAAGCAAACGGUCGAGACUUAGUGGUGGAGCUUGGUCACGCAGUUCGAUGUCUCUCAGUGAGUCGUCUUCUUCAACGACUUCAUCUUCAACCGGUUCUUCACCAACCUCAGUUUUCAUUUUUCCGAACCCGGUUCAGGCCAUGGAGAUUGUUGGUAGAGUUGGGAAACCGCCUGUGAAGAAGCAGAAGAAUAAAAAAACGGCGGUUGGCGAGACGGGUGGGUCGCAGAAUCAGCGGCGGUGUAGCCAUUGCCAGGUUCAGAAGACCCCUCAGUGGCGAACCGGUCCACUUGGUGCUAAAACACUAUGUAACGCUUGUGGGGUUCGAUAUAAGUCCGGUCGGCUUUUUCCAGAGUAUAGACCGGCAUGUAGUCCGACUUUUUCCGGCGAUGUUCACUCCAACAGUCACCGGAAAGUGCUGGAAAUGCGGCAGAAGAAGGAGGUCGCCGGAGCCGAGUCCGCGUUGACUUCAACGGUUUGGAGUUUUUGAGACUAAUCAAUGUAGAUUAAUUAGACUAGGGUGGAGUUGGAACCGGGGUAGGUUAAACCCGGUUGAGUAGUUGUAACAAUCUCAUUCAAAUUGUAGUGCAAUUUUGGUGGUGGGCUCUUGUAGCGUUGUCACGGAAUUUAGGGAGGUUUUAUUUAAUUUUUAGAUUUGUAGUCUUAAAUUUUUUUUUUGGUUGGUGGGUUUCACUCUAUCAUUUUAUUUGUAGUCCUUUAGAUUAGUUAAAUGAAGAGUCAUCAAAAUAGGUUUAGUUAUCUCGUGUUCACUGUUCUUCUUUUGAAUAUGUAAAAAAAUUUAAAAUUUCAAAAACGGUUCAGCGGUUUAAAA
Messenger RNA from Camellia sinensis, 1642 nucleotides. Its product is annotated as GATA transcription factor 5. NCBI's taxonomy places the organism in Eukaryota, Viridiplantae, Streptophyta, Magnoliopsida, Ericales, Theaceae. Gene Ontology annotation, cellular component: nucleus. Gene Ontology annotation, molecular function: sequence-specific DNA binding; zinc ion binding. Gene Ontology annotation, biological process: cell differentiation; positive regulation of DNA-templated transcription. The record is from RefSeq and is a predicted model, not a curated record.